Messenger RNA from Zootoca vivipara (common lizard), 4774 nucleotides. It is a transcript of the gene RASGEF1A, whose product is annotated as RasGEF domain family member 1A. The record is from RefSeq and is a predicted model, not a curated record. NCBI's taxonomy places the organism in Eukaryota, Metazoa, Chordata, Lepidosauria, Squamata, Lacertidae. Gene Ontology annotation, cellular component: plasma membrane. Gene Ontology annotation, biological process: Ras protein signal transduction. Gene Ontology annotation, molecular function: guanyl-nucleotide exchange factor activity.
CAAGUACACAAUCUACGAUUUGGCAUUCUUGCACAGGGUCUGUCUGUCAGUGUCUACCAUCACUGUCUAUCGGGAUUCCCCUUCUGACAAGAAAUAACCCAAAAAGCCCUUGUUUGAAACAACGAGGAACUAUUUAGAGAAACAGAGUCGGUUCUAUUCUAUGAAACUGGCUAGAAAUACCCUGACCCUGACCAAUCUUGGGUGUUUUGUUUUUUCAAAAUAAAAACUCCAGACCAUUCGGUAAGUUCCUCAUCUUUGCUGCCCAGCCCUUUCGAUCUCCGAGAAAGCAGAGAUGAAGGGUGAAUGGGGAAUAGUAUUACCAUGCGACCCAACCUGUUGGAAAGCUUUUCAUAAAGGGAAGCAGAGGGUGGGCUUUUCCUUUCAAAGCUGGCACUCUCAGCGCACAAAAGGCAGCUGUAGUAGUAAACUCCACUCCUUUUGAAUCAGACAAGCUUCCUCUCAGCCAACGGCAAGCCAAGCCAGCUGCUGACGUCAGAGCUCGUCUGGGAAGCUCGCAGGCUUUCUGGUUUUGCUCAGAUGAGCUGGAGCUGUUUUUGAGAUCUGAGCUGGCGGGAAGGGCAGCUCAAGCCAGAGAGCUUUCUCGUUUUCUCCUCCCAAGCUCGAACUGCGAUGCUCGGCUAAGGGUUACCUAUUUUAGAAAGGCACCAGGAUCAACAUAACACUACAAGCUUAUGUACAUACUACAGAAAAGAAUGAGGGAAACUAUGCCCCAGACACCAAUAUUUUCCAGCAUGCUUGGUUCCGGAUGUAGUGGGCAGGUGCAGCCAGAUACAGGAGAGAGGAGUGGAGAUCCUGUUUAUCAAGAUGGGAGUCUCAUCUCUGGAUCACUAGAGGCCCUGAUUGAGCGCCUAGUGCCCACCACAGACUAUUAUCCAGAUAGGACAUAUAUCUUUACCUUCCUACUGAGUUCCCGAGUCUUCAUUCACCCCCAUGAACUCCUAGCUAAAGUGGGGCAAAUAUGCCUUAAACAGAAGCAGCAACUGGAGACUGGAGUCGAAGCAGACAAGGCAAAGCUUAAGUCCUUUGCUGCCAAGAUCAUUCAGCUCCUGAAAGAAUGGACUGAAACCUUCCCCUACGACUUCCAGGAUGAAAAAUCUAUGAAAGAGCUGAAGGAAAUUGCUCAUAGGAUCACACAGUGUGAUGAGGAAAAUGGAACUGUGAAGAAGAUCAUCAGCCAGAUGACGCAGAAUCUACUGAUGACUCUUGCGGCACGCAAUCAGUACCAGGAGAUCAGAGAGAAGUUCCGCCAACCCGUGACUGACAAAGGCACAAUCCUUAAAACAAAGCCCCAGUCGUCACAGAAGGACAUACUGAGUGUUUGCUGUGACCCACUCGUCCUUGCGCAGCAACUCACACACAUUGAGCUGGAGAGGGUGAGCAACAUUUACCCCGAGGACCUCAUGCAAAUAGUCAGCCACGUGGACUCCCUGGAUAAUCACAAGUGCCGAGGCGACGUUACUAAGACUUACACUCUGGAGGCGUACGACAACUGGUUUAAUUGCCUCAGCAUGUUGGUGGCGACGGAGAUUUGUAAGGUUGUGAAGAAAAAGCAGCGGACAAGAAUAGUGGAAUUUUUCAUUGACGUGGCAAGAGAGUGCUUCAACAUUGGAAACUUUAAUUCGAUGAUGGCCAUUAUCUCGGGUAUGAACUUGAGUCCUGUUGCCCGGCUAAAGAAAACUUGGUCCAAAGUCAAAACAGCCAAAUUUGAUGUUUUAGAGCAUCACAUGGACCCAUCCAGCAACUUUUGUAAUUACCGAACAGCCCUUCAAGGAGCAGCACAGAGAUCUCAGACAGCACACAGCAGCAGGGAGAAAAUAGUCAUCCCCGUUUUCAACCUCUUCAUUAAAGAUAUCUACUUUCUGCAUAAAAUACACACCAACCACUUGCCCAACGGACAGAUAAACUUCAAGAAGUUCUGGGAAGUUUCGAGGCAAAUCCACGACUUUAUCACAUGGAAGCAGGUGGAGUGUCCUUUUGAGAAGGACAAGAAAAUCCAGAGCUACCUGCUGACAGCACCUAUUUAUAGUGAAGAAGCUUUGUUUAUUGCAUCAUUUGAAAGUGAAGGUCCAGAAAAUCAUAUGGAGAAAGACAGCUGGAAGACACUCAGGACAACUCUGCUCAACAGAGCCUGAGAUUUCGGACUUCUGCUCUGGAUUCUAAAGCACACACUAAAAAAAAACAUUGUUUUUAAAUCCUAGAAGACGUCAUUUGAAAAUGGAAGGCCUCACUGGUUGGGGUCUGUUUUGUAGAUACAAUACCUUUUAUGAAUUACAGAAGAAAAAAUGUGCUAAAUAUUUCACAUCGACCUUAAGGCACUUAAAAAAAUGAAGGAUUUUGUUUUUUAACUAUGAAAAUAAGAAGAAAAAUCAAGGGCCGGGCCCUGUUCUCAGAGAUGAAAUGGAUUGUGGGGAGUGGUAUCUAUGGUGGUGUCUUAUUGUGAUGACAUCCAGAUCUUUAUUUUCAUGUUUGGUUUCUUCCACCUAACACACGCACAGUCUCAGACGGGCUCAACAUUUUGCAGGUUUGGUUUCCGCUAUGCCUUGAUCCACCCAACGCUUCCUGGAAAUAAAUGUUGUCAUGUGGGGCUGAUGCGUUUGAAAUCAGCAAGGCUUCCACAGACCUAAAGAGGGACAAGCGCAUUUCCCAGAACAGGCCCAGGUUGACCAAGGACGGUAUAAGCACAGAGCCCUUGGUUGAACUAUAACCUUCAUUUUGGGCAUCUGAUAUUUUUGAAGAGCUUGCUUCUCCUGCUGCAUCACAGAAAACAGAAGACAAAAAGCAGCUUCCAAGCCACACCUUGUUGUCCCCCUUUUCCAUCUAAUGAAGUAGGACUUUGCCUAUGAAAGCUCACACCGCAACAGAUCUAUGAGUUUCCAACGUGCGGCACGUUUCAUUGUUGCAUCUAUUGCAAUGGAUUCUACACUGCUACACUUCUGGAAUUUCUUCUUCAUGUUCUGGGUUUCUUUUCUUUUUUUGUCUUUAUGCUGCUUUCCUGGCCUCAUUUACUUUGUGGAGCACUAGAAAAUUGUGCUCUUGGGGUGAAUUUAUACAGCCAACAGUGUCAAGCGGUAAAGCUUUGCCUGGAGUGUACUGCUAUAGACAGAGGGGUAGUGUUGCUUGCCUGUGUGAAUGUUCAAACAAAAGAAACAUACCUUGGAGAAGAUUUUUCUACCUAAUAUUCUAGAUUUCUACAUGCAGUGCCUUGGAUCGUAAGAUACACUAAUGUACAGGGAGUUCAUGGAAGUCAAGUGUUCCUUCUCCCCCUGCUUCUUUGAGGGAUCAGGGCUCCCUCCUGAACAAUGUGGGUACUGCAGGCUCCUUGGGAGAGGGGAAACCCAUCCCAAAUAAUUCAGGAGGGCUCCCCCCCAAUCAUCCAGAGACAUGUCCUUUUUUAAGAGGCCAAGAUUGUCGCAGGGCAGGUGGAACGGUGGGAAACUUUCUUUCCAUGAACUUCCAUAAGUAAACCUCUCUUAGGAUCCAAGCCAAUUCUUUUGUUUUUCUGGAGAGCACACAAAAGCCUAUCCACCCUCACCUGUAGCGGUCCAGACCAGGUCCAGCUUCACCAUUUAAUUCUGCCAGUUUUGUAAAGUUUGGUAUGAUUGGCAGACAGGUCGGUGGUUCCGCCCACCUGUCACGAGUUGGCCCAUGGAGGGGGGGGGGAGAAAGAUCUGGCCCACAAGGCCGAAAAGGUUCCCCUCACCCCUGGUGUAAAUAGACCCUCGACUGCAAGGAAACAGUGUGGGAGCCUCUGCAGUUCAGCACAAAGACUGUCUCCUUUAGCCUGGCCUUAAAAACCACUUUAGCAGCAUGGCUGCUCCCCUCUUACAUCAGAUAAUAGUGCCUUACAAGGUACUGAAAUUGUUUAGCGUACCUUCUUCUGCAACUCGGGUUGGAAAGCAAGCAAAAUAAAAAUAUGGAUGUCUUUAAAUAAUGAUAAAAAAUACCAGCUACAGCUUUGUAAAUAAACUGGAAGAUAUGGCACACAAACUAGAGUAUACCUACAGUAAUGGUGCAGCAGAACUUAUUUUUGUUACAAGGUUUGACAAGGUAAAAUAGGAUAAUUGCUAGAGCCUCCAUCUUUCCUCCCCCCUCCUUUACUAGACCCCAAAAGUCUUUAGUUUACAUUUGUGUGUUUGUUUAUCAGGGAUUUUAAGAGAGGGAGAGUACAGUUGUCACAGUCUCGGCAAAAGAUUAACUGCCAAUGGUGUGUUGUCUUUUACAAACUAGCCUCUGACUAACAAAUCCUUAAAUUAGUUGGAGGAGGUCAAUCAGAGUAUUGCAACACAAGGUUCAAGGUGGACUUUAUAAAAAGGCUUCACUAAGUUAAGGUGAGCUCAAAGAUCAGGUAAAAUAUUAAAGCCAUUGGUAGCCAGUGUGGUGUCCUCUGGAAGUUGAUAUAUUGCACCUCCCAGCAGCCUCAGCUGACAAAGCCAAUGAUCAGGGAUAAUGGGAGCAACUUUUAGAGGACCACAUUGGUUAUUCCUGGGUUAAAACAUCCUGCAGUGAAUUUGAGAAGAGUUUGUUGCUGCCAUGCAUUGCUCCUAUUGGUAGGCCAAUCGACUAUCGAUAUUAGUUCAUGCCCCCUGACCUUAUUACUUUUUAAGAGCAAUUUACCUGAUUAAGUAACUUUAGUAGUUAUAACUGUUUAUAUUAUACUAGUGGUUUUCAGCCCGUUCAAUUACGGGCGCUAGAAUCCUGGGGUUCGGAGAAGCGCUUGCGCAGCGCUUCUCCGAACCCUGGGACCUGUCCUUGC